This is a messenger RNA of Engraulis encrasicolus (European anchovy), 3000 nucleotides long. RefSeq names its product Epstein-Barr virus induced 3 (gene ebi3). Bases 35 to 1045 code for a protein of 336 amino acids. The transcript has 6 exons. Gene Ontology annotation, molecular function: protein binding. The record is from RefSeq and is a predicted model, not a curated record. Lineage: Eukaryota; Metazoa; Chordata; Actinopteri; Clupeiformes; Engraulidae.
UGUGAUGUGAUCUCUCUUUAACCACACCAUAGAUAUGCGUUUGGCUCCUUCCUUUACUAAGUCCACCAUGUGUGGUUGCUCUUAUUUCCUAUUUAUAUGUAUUGGUCUCACCGCUCUCCACACUGGUCUCUGUGAGGACUCGUCAGCCUGGCCGCUCUCAGGUCAACCUAGGGAGUUGUUUGUGGCGUUGGGCUCGGAGGUGAGAGUGCAGUGCGAUGCGACGCCAGGUGAAGGGUCGGCAGCCGGUGCAGGGGCUGGCGUGGGGGUGGAGUGGAGGCUAAAUGGAAGCACAGCGGUGGGCCAGCACGGCUCCCUGCUCUACCUCCAGAGCGCCAGGCUGCAGGACGGCGGCCUCUACACCUGCCAUCGCCAUGACGACCACAGCACGACCGGCGAGGGGGAGGUCAUGGAGCGGGUGCACCUGAGGCCUGGCUAUCCUCCAUCUCCACCUAAUGUCACGUGCUGGGCACCUAGUUACCCUGAAAAGGCCCUCUGUAAGGCCUCGCAGGCAACACACACCCAUUUGCCAACAGACCACGUCAUCAACUACAGACACUGGGUGACUGGCGCCAUCUUCCCUUGCCACACAAUCCCCUCGUCUGGUGACUAUCUCUGUGAGAUGAAGGACCUGGAAAUGCUGGCCAGGCCAUAUGUCGUCAACAUCACAGCUACCAACGCCCUUGGAAGCGCUACAACACUAAUGUCCUUUGACCUGGAAGAGAAUGUGAAGCCAGACCCCCCUGUGGAUGUCAAGGUGACCCCCCUGUGGAAGGCCAGGGACCAGAGGCGUGUGCUGGUAGAAUGGCGCCCCCCUCCAACGUGGCCAGAGCCGGAACUGUUCCCAUUGAAGUAUAAGGUCAGAUACUACUGGGGCUCCAAUAGGCAACCUGUUGAGGUGGACUCGUAUGACUGCUGCUCGAUCCCCGUGGAGGGAAGCCUGCGGGGCGGGCGCACGUACCACUUCCAGGUGUCCGCACUGAUGAUGAUGGACAUCGGGCUCCAGAGCGACUGGAGCGAGCCGAUCAGUAGCCCUGUGCCAGCCUAGGCUGCUGGAGGUUAGGGUGCGUGCAUAUUCACAAAAACAAGAAUCCAGGUGCCAGACAAAAAGUGUUAGUAGACCAGGGGUGUCAAACAUAAGGCCCGCUAAAUGGUUUCAAUCUGGCCCCAGCCUUGUCAAUGAGGUCAAAUUUAAGUAUGUCAAAAAAGAAGUCCUUUCCUGUCAUGGCAUGAUUUCUUUUUUAAUUACCAAAAUACUCAAUUACAUUACUGGGGGUAAAAAGUAGCGGCGUCGCUACGCGCAGGCAAUUUUAAAGUCCUUAAUGGACAUGUCAUAAUAAUAAAGACAUUUUUAACUAUAUUUUUUGGAGUGCCUUGGUGAAGAAAAGCGUUUUCUCUUUUCAAGCAACUUUUUGACAUUGAACCUUGAACCAAAGAGCACCCACAAGAAUACUUUUUUCAUCUUUCUAAAGGCACUGAGCACGCCUCUGACUUACAAACAUGGACACUAGAUAUUAGGAAAUGAACCAAACAGCACAACAUUAGCAACAUGGGACAGUUGACAGAGAAAAUGGGACAGCGAAGAAGAGGAGUGUCCUCAAGAAGAUUGACAAGCAAUAAUGUCGUAAAAUGAAGCAGAAAUCUGCAUUAUUCACAAUAACCUUACUAACCAGGGCUGCGUUUCCCAAAAAACCUUAAGUAGUACUUAAGUAUGAGGGGACACCUAGGCAAUAUAUCAGAAUAGGUCUCACAUCAUUAUUGAAGUCUAUACAUACACUAUUUUACCUAGCACAUGCACUUUGCACAAACAUUUUAAUUGCAUGUGCGAGAAAUAGGGUAUGUGGGCCUAUAAAAUUACUGUAUGCAUACACUUUCAGUGGUGUUCUAUAUUGCCUAUGGCCCCUCAUAUUUACAUAUUACUUAGGCUUAAGUACUACUUAAGAGUUUUUGGGAAACUCAGUGACCCACUUCAGAUCAAAGUGGCUGUAUAUGGCCCCUGGACUGAAAUGAGUUUUGACACCCCUGUGGUAGAGAGUGUGAUAGAGUGGUCUGCACGCCGCAUACUGGGUUUGGCCUCCAAAAAAGAUAUACUUUAUUGCAUUAAACACACUUAUUUUUUGGAGCUUAAGCCUAAAAUCCGGACCACUCUAUAACACUGUGCGGGCCUAAUACAUUUAGGCAAGUGACAUGGUUGUUGCUGUUAUAUUAUUGUUUCAAUUAAUCUCAAAUGAAAUGUAAUGCGAAAAUACUAUUAUACGUGUAAAUGCCUCAUCUAAUGCAAGGCCAGUGAUCAAAGUAGUAGUAAAAAAUAUAUUACCAUUGGUAAUUGUAAUUGUGAUUGCGUACGUGCACAGCACGACGACAGCACAUAGAGUACACAAUGUAAUCCAACCGUUCCAUUUAACUUAUCACACACACAUGAGAAGGGGGCAGCCAUGGCAACAGUGUUUAGGGAGCAGCAUGUGGGGAUGAUGUCACCCUCAGGUUGCCAUUAGUCAUAGGAGAGGAGGAGAGCACUGGGCACUGCAACCACCCUCCCUAAUUAAUACAGACAGGGCUCUAAAUUAAGCCGGCCAAAUGCUGGUGAAAAUUUAAUUCUGGCUGCAUGGUAGCACUGCUCUGAAUUAACUUCUAAAUUAACUUUUUUCAGCACUUGCCAAAAGGGCUGGUAGAACUUGGUAAGUAAGUUGGUUUUCUACCAGCAUUUGGCCUGUUGGCUGGUGUUAGUUUAGACCCCUGGCUGGUAGAAAAAAAAACUUCCUGGCCACUUUGACCCAUUAGUGAGUGUGUGUUUGGAUAGAAAGAUUAACAUCUAGUAGACAUUUUGGCUAGUGACUAAAAAGUUAAUUUAGAGCCCUGAAUACAGCACACUGUUAUUUGUAAAACUUUCUUAUUAAUGUACAUGUUUAGUGUCAUCCUCUGUGUAGUGUUUGUAUGCAAUUGUGACUGCAAUUGUGACAAACCCAGAGGCGCAUGUCUCCAAGAGCGAAAUUGAGAAAAUUG